Bufo gargarizans (Asiatic toad) is the source of this 1180-nucleotide messenger RNA. It is a transcript of the gene RAB5IF, whose product is annotated as RAB5 interacting factor. Gene Ontology annotation, biological process: mitochondrial respirasome assembly. The transcript is spliced from 4 exons. Lineage: Eukaryota; Metazoa; Chordata; Amphibia; Anura; Bufonidae. The coding region runs from base 134 to 520 and encodes 128 amino acids. The record is from RefSeq and is a predicted model, not a curated record.
GUCAGUGUCGUCACUUCCGGGUGAGGCUGAGGACGAGCUCGUCAUCCUAAGUAGUGUGAGGUCCUAGGAUCUCCCAGCACUGUGACCCGAGUAACAGGCCCCAGCACGGGGUGCACCCCACAGGGCCCGGAGAAUGAGCAGCGCCAAGCGGAAAGACGAGCACCCUGUGUCCAAUGGGGGUGUGAAGGUGAAACAGUCUCCCUGGAGCAAAGCAUUUCGGGCAGACGCAGCCUGGGAGGACAAGGAUGAGUUCCUGGAUGUCAUCUACUGGAUACGGCAGAUCCUGGCCAUCAUACUGGGUGUGAUUUGGGGUAUCGUUCCUCUGAAGGGAUUUGUGGGAAUAGCUAUAUUUUGCCUAAUCAAUGCCGGCGUACUGUACCUGUAUUUUAGCAGCUUCCAGCAAAUAGAUGAGGAAGAGUAUGGCGGUACCUGGGAACUAACUAAGGAAGGGUUUAUGACCUCGUUUGCUCUGUUUUUGGUGGUUUGGGUCAUUUUCUACACAGCGAUUCAUUUCGAUUGAUGAUCAUUUUUAUCUCCCCUUUUUGCUGCCAAAUCCCACAUUUUUGGUCAAGAAGAACGGUAAUUUUUUAAAAAUCAGCCAAUAAAAAGGACAUUUCAUGUGAAUAGGAAUGGAAGAAAGUUGUUUCUUUUUUUUUUUUUUUCUUCUUUUUUAACAGCGUUUCCACAGAUUCUGACCUUGGGGCUGCAGGUACAGUUCACCGCCAUAGCUCCUACUUUUUCUAAGUCCUUUGCUUAAAAACUCUUUAUUCGGCUCUGGGAAAAUGUCAGCGUCUUCACUUGGCACCAUGGCUUACCAGGACGGCGGCAUGGCGUGAGGGACAUACCAUAGAAACGGGCUCUGUUGUCACAGUGUAAGCUUCAGCAUCCAGACGGGAUCCCUAUUUUACACAUGGAUGAGCGAGGCUUCCAGUAUCGGCUCGCACGUGUUUUCCGUUCACGUGGGAGUGGAAUUCUCUAGAAGAGCAGAACAAUAUCUUCAGCUUCCGCGUGACUGAAGGCCCUUAUGCAGCUGUAUUUAACACUGUCGAAAGCAGCUGCUGCACAGACGGGUUAUAGGGAAAUGAUACAAAUCCUCACAUAAAGCUACACAGUAUUGGAACAAAAUUUGAUAUUUAACUUGACGUGAAUGUGUUUUACAAUUAAAUCUGAUUUAUUGAAA